Macrobrachium nipponense is the source of this 6985-nucleotide messenger RNA. Its product is annotated as aromatic-L-amino-acid decarboxylase-like. The transcript is spliced from 15 exons. The record is from RefSeq and is a predicted model, not a curated record. Bases 226 to 1650 code for a protein of 474 amino acids. Gene Ontology annotation, molecular function: pyridoxal phosphate binding; aromatic-L-amino-acid decarboxylase activity. Lineage: Eukaryota; Metazoa; Arthropoda; Malacostraca; Decapoda; Palaemonidae. Gene Ontology annotation, biological process: serotonin biosynthetic process; amino acid metabolic process; catecholamine metabolic process. Gene Ontology annotation, cellular component: cytoplasm.
UUUCAACGCACAGUGUAGCUCUGAGCGUCGCUGGGUUGGUACAAUUCGUCCCCUCUUUGUCCUUACUCUCUCUCUCUCUUUCUCUCUCUUGUCUGCUCAGAUCGGCCUUUGUGUUUCUGCUAACGAAAUAAGAAAACCACCACACUUCCAGACUUUGUCAUCAGAAUUCUUUCCGCCAAGCUCAUUUCAAACAAACAUCUCCAUCACGACUUAAGACUUAGUUAUAUGGAGGGAGAACAGUUCAGGUCAGCCGCCAGGGAAAUGGCCGACUACAUCAGCAAUUACUUGGAAAACAUCAGAGAAAGACGCGUCUUGCCUACGGUUGAACCUGGUUAUCUCCGCCCUCUGAUUCCUGCAGAGGCCCCUGAAACGCCGGAAUCUUGGCAAGACGUCAUGAAGGACAUUGAGAGAGUCAUCAUGCCGGGGGUAACCCAUUGGCAUUCGCCUCAGUUCCACGCCUACUACCCGACAGCGAAUAGCUACCCGGCGUUGCUGGCAGACAUGCUUUCCGGAGCCAUUGGUUGCAUCGGGUUUACAUGGAUUGCGUCUCCUGCUUGUACAGAGCUGGAGGUCGUGAUGAUGGACUGGCUGGGUCAGUUGCUGGGGCUGCCCGGCGAGUUUCUCGCAGCCUCUGGCGGCACCGGGGGCGGUGUCAUACAAGGUACAGCAAGCGAAGCCACGUUGGUGGCGAUGCUGUCGGCGAAGUCUCGGAAAGUGAGCGAGUUGAAGGAGAAAGGCAAAGCUGCUCAGGACAUCGUGACUCAACUGGUUGCAUAUGCAUCAGACCAAGCCCAUUCAUCGGUAGAGAGAGCAGGGAUGCUGGCGGGCGUCGAGAUGAGGAAGGUUCCAUCAGAUGAGCAGUUUGGAAUGCGAGGACCCCAGUUGCGGAAGGCUGUCGAGGAAGAUCUGAAGAAAGGAUUCAUUCCCUUCUACGUCGUCGGCACUUUGGGUGCCACCCCUGCCUGCUCUUUCGAUAACCUCCGGGAAAUAGGGGAGGUGGCACUUCAAUUCGGAAUGUGGCAUCACGUUGACGCUGCCUAUGCAGGCUCAGCCUUGAUAUGCGAAGAGUUUAGAUAUCUCAUGGAUGGCAUCGAACUGGCAGACAGCUUCAAUUUCAAUCCACACAAAUGGUUACUCGUCAAUUUUGACUGCUCCGCAAUGUGGUUUAAGAACUGUAAUGAUGUGGUAGAUGCUUUCAAUGUUGAUCCUCUCUACCUUAAACAUGAUCAACAAGGACAGAUGCCUGAUUAUCGACAUUGGCAGAUACCUCUCGGGCGUCGUUUCAGAUCACUAAAGCUUUGGUUUGUGAUGCGUCUGUAUGGAAAGAAAUUGUUACAAGAGUUCAUAAGGAAACAGGUCUCCUUAGCACAUCAGUUUGAAGACUAUGUAAAAGAUAAUCCCCUCUUUGAGCUUAUAUUGCCAGUGACUUUAGGCCUGGUUUGCUUCCGUCUGAAGAAAAGCAACGAAGCCAACGAAGCUCUUUUAAAAGCUAUAAAUGCUGGUGGUGUCAUUCAUCUAGUGCCUGCCAAAAUUAAGGAUGUGUUUUUCCUCAGAUUUGCUGUUUGUUCUCGCUUUACCGAAUCUCAUGAUGUUGAAAAGGCUUGGAUGGAAGUGAAAAAGCAAACGGAUAUUGUGCUGAGUAAGGAGUAGUCAUAAAACAAGUAUGUUUAUGUACUAUAUUGAUGCUAUUUCUUCUCUAAUGUGGAAUGAUCUUCAUCUUGAUUUUAUUUGCAAUGCAAUUAUUGCUUAUACUGUGCAAUACUUCGGUUGUUAUUGCAGGUAUUGGAAGAGACAAAGGAUGGUUCUAAAGCCAUACAGAUUCUAGUCUUAUGUUCUAAAUAAUUAUUUUUCUUUUUAUAUACUCUUUUGCUCAGUUAUCUUAAGAUUUCAGUAUUAAGUCACAGGCCCACUUAGAAAUUGAAUGUCAUCCAUCUUUUAUUUACUUAUUCUAUAGGAAGUCUAUUUGGAGUUUAGCCUCAAUAUAGAUCAAUUCAACUAUUCAUGCAAAAAGAGUCCAGUUCUUCAAAUUUCAUUCAUGCUGCAGAAGGUCAGAAGUUGGUUAUAUUUAGCAGUUAAACCAAGUCAUUUAAGAUCUGAAUCUAAGAGAAAUGGUAAGUAAAAUGAAGGGACCAUUUUAAUCUCGGUAGCUUGGCUGAAAAUAGAACCUGUCACGUUUUCAUUCUGUCUUUGUUUGUUUGUUUGUUUUUUAUUUGUGAUUGAUGUAUUUUAUAUUUAACAUUCAUAGUCAAAUGCUUUUUACCAAAGGAUUUUAAUAGUACAUCCCUUACUGUUUCAUUGAGUGUUGUAUUCUUAGAAGGUACUGAUUUUCUUGUCAGUUGUAGUUGUUUCAUUUUCUCCUAAUCCUUCAACACAAAGUUUUUAUGAUUUGAGAUAGGAAUAGGAACAGCAUUAUUCUAAUAACAUAGGAGCAAUUUUUUUUUUUAUUAAUUUGAUCACUUUAAAAUGUAAAUUUCAGAUAUUGCCGUAGAAUUUGAAAAAUUGUAUUUCAAAUGUUUUACAUGACCUGAAAUGAAAGGAGUUUGACUUUCUGGGGCUCAUCUAUCUUUUUCUCAGAGGUAAAGCAACAGUAUAUAAAUUCCAGUUAAAUUGAUUAAUUACCCAUCAGUAAGGCUUGCGAACCAGUGGUUGUGUGCAACGUUGUUAUGCAUUUUAAUGUCUCAUUUUACUGUAAUAAAAUGUUUCAAAUGUACUUCAUUACUUAGGAAAUGUAGAAUUCUUCGUAAUUUUAGGCUUAAGAUAUUAAUUUACAGUUGCCUUUCCAUUACCUAAAAUUAUAAAAUAAACAUUGUCCAUCAUUUCAUGUAGGAUAUUUUGCCUGCUAUGCAUUUUCAGUUUUAAUGCUAUGAAAUGAAUGUUGUGAAAUGUAAUAGUAAUGAGUAAUGUAUUGUGAGCAGAAUUAAUUCAGUAAUGUUAUUGUGGGUUUAAAAAGAUAUUUCAUUGUACCAAUGGUCUACAUUAGUAGGACCUAACAAGCAGGUUCUCUGCGUAAAACACAUCCUGUCUUCCUGCCUGGAUUAAGUAGACAAGUCAGUGGAAUGUUUUAAGCACAAGUGUUUUUAGUUAUGUCCAGACAAUGAGGCACUUUCCGGUGCACUGUUUUCUCACUGGGCAAAGCCCAUCAGGCAUCCCUGUGAUGAUGCUCACACUAUAGAGUAGCUUAUGGGAUAGUUUACAUGAGCAAUAGCUGACGAUUUUGCUCAAUUAUGUGCACGUGCAAUUCGCUGGUUUUGCCCCAUGAUAGACAGUGAACUUGUGCUUAUUGGGUAGUGCCCAGGGGUCUGGACAUACUAUUAGUUUCAGUCAUUAUGAUCAUAAUAUUGGGCAUAGUGCUUAAACAACUUCAGGAUAAAAGUAGAUCAAAAUUUGAUGAAAAUUUUUUUCUGAAAAUAAUCAGUUACCACAGUAUAGGAAAAGGAAAACUUUUUUCAAAUCCAGUUAUGUUAAUUUCUGAAUGUUACAACAGCUUAAGGGGAAUGUGGGUUGUGUAUGCUAUACUUUUCUGUAUUCACAUUUAUUCUACUUGUACAGAGGUUGUGUAACUCUUUUACAUGAAAGGUGAUUGCAGUCCAGUGUUAUGACAAUAUUCAGUCUUAUUUUAAGUUAAGGAACUUUUAGUUUUUAUUUAUAGUUAAAUUUUUUGUACUUGGUUAAUUUAAAAAAAAUUUUCUCGCCACUGCUCUGUUUUAAAUGAUUUUGAGUGUUGAUGCAAUAUUGAUCCCGUGUGCUAUCUUUAGAAACUUUUAUUCAAUCAAGAAUUCUGACCACACAUAAGCAAUGUGUUAUAGAUAUGAAAACUUACCAAAGGCUGAAAUACCAUAUCAGUGCAGGUAGAAGGGACGUGGCAGUUUGAUUAAUUUGUGUUACCAUUCUUCUAUCAUUCAGCGAUUACUGUAAAUGCUACAUUUGUGGAGACUGACUUUUAAUUACAAAAUUUAAGGUACAAAAUAGUACAUUAAAUUUGAAGAGCUACUUUAAUGUAAGUUUCUAAUUAAAAAUCACUAAUGAGUCACUAACAUACAGUUUUAUGUCGUUGUCCCUUCAGUAUUCAUUGAUAAUUGAAAACAGUAUAUAAUAUUUAUGGAGAUUGACUUUUUUUUAAAAGUCAAAGUACUGUUUUAAUUGAGUAUCUGUAAUACAUUGCAUUCACUGAUAAUUUUGUUCCACUGUAAUAGUAAAUAAAUUUGUUUCACUCCUUACUAGUAGACCAUGACAUUACAACUUCAAUUAUUCUAUGUUAAAGUAGACACUUAGCCAUACUCCUAGAUUUUCAUAGGGUUAGCCCAUAAUAUUUGUUCUGGAGUAGAGAGUGAAAACAGGAACAAGAUGAAGUUACAGUAUUUGAACAUGUCAGUUGGAUGAGAACCAAAGAUUGGAUGAAAAGUAAAGAGCCAAAUGCAGAGUAGCUGGAUUCAUGUAGUAUAUGUGUCAAAGAAUCUACAGUAACAGUAGCUUCAAUUGCAGUGCAGGAAAACUUGUAUGUGGUAAGGAGGAAUAUUAUUUGUGUACAUAAUAUAUUGGCAAAGAUUCCACUGAUAAGCAUUCAGCUAGGCAUUAAAGUCCGUGGAUUUCUUUCAUAAAUGAGGGACUGAGAAUUAUAGCUGGUUUCCAGAUAAAUCUACAGUAUAUCCACAGAAAGAAAUGGAAAUACUCAUGUACCCAAUCAUUGUAGUUGCAAUAUGUCCUGUUCAUUUUACAGAGUUCAUUGAAAAUACAUAUGAGAUCAUAAAGUCAUUUGAUAAAACGUAUAUACUGUAUUAUGUAUCCUCAGAGAAGAAACAUGCGAUAAAGUAUAUAACAUUAUGCAAACACUCCAGUCAUCAAAAACAGCACACAGCAUUUAUACAAAUGACCCCAAUCCUUCAUAUUAUACAUGAGACCGUGAGGUCAUUUGUUAAAAUAUAAAUACAUAUUAUAUACGUAUAUCUUCAUAGGAGAAUCAUAAGAUCUAGUAUAUAAAAGUAUGGAAAUACUCCAACCAUCAAAAACACCACACAGCACAUCAUAUUAUGUUAAUACAACAUUUUUACACUAAUGGCUCCAAUUCGCCAUAUUCUAAAGUAUUUGCUACUCUUUUAAUAUUGAUAAAAGAGCUUUGCUUUCCUUGACUAUAUCAUGUUCCUGUUUUCACAGCAGAACUGUCUACAAUAUUGUUAGCUGUUAAGCUUUAGAAACAUUCCCUGACAAAAAUUUACAAUUAUAUUAUUUUACUGUAGAAGUAUUAUCAAGUACACUAGUAAGUAGUACGUUCAUCAAAAUAAAAUGAUAAAAUGUGCUUUCACAGCAAAUUAAGCUUUUAGUCUAUGAGUGAUAUUCACAAAACCACCAUGAAAGUUAAAAUGCUAGAUUCUUUAGCAUGUGACCAUUUAUCUAAAUUUAAAUGGUGAUGAAACUGUCAAAGCAGCGCUUACAAUGAGUUAAAAUUUUCUUGUAGUUGAAUUUUGACAGUACAUCAAAUGUAUAUUUUUUUGUGGAAGUUAGUGAUGUGGUUAAUCUCCAUAGUUUUGUGAGGCUACUUAUUCUUUGUAUGUUAUCUAGCAGUCCACAAGUUAAGGCAGCACAUAUUUGCAUCAGUACCCUGUGAAGUUAACCUCUGUUCUGACAGCUAAACUUUCAUUUUCAAAUUUUGUAUCUUUACAAUGUUUAGGAAAGUUAUAUUUCUGAGGUGAAAGGUUGGCUACUAUUUCUUUUAUUAUAAUUUAAAUGUUUGUAAUUUAGUAUUGCUCUAGUUGAAUUGAGCUUUUUCAAAUUAACCAAGGUGCACGCUAGUGUUAUGAUCUGAUCAACGUUACACAGUUGCUAACAGUCAUGUACAAACUGGCAAUAUAGCAUUUCCUUUUUUUAAAAAAGAAACAUCAGGUAUUUGUUACCACAAAUCUUUAGUUUAUUCAGCCCAGAAGAUUAGUCAAUUAUCAUGAGAACUUUUGAGAGUAUGUUGCUGGUCAGUAAUUAUUAUGGCAUGAGAAGAAGAAGAAAGAGAGAGAGAGAGAGAGAGAGAGAGAGAGAGAGAGAGAGAGAGAGAGAGAGAGAGAGAGAGAGAGAGAGAAUUUGUGAACAUGCAUAUUAAAUAUGGAUGGAAGUCUUGGAACAUUUUAAAAUUUCUGUGAUUAAUGAGUGUAAUACAGAAAAAUAAUGUCAAUAUUUAAAAUAUUGCCCCGUCUUUUGUAAGUAAAAUGACUGCCAUGCAAAAAUUCGAACUUCCUGCUUUUAAACUUCUUGUUUCAUUAAUAUUUUGUGUUUAGUUGUCCACUAAAAAUGUUAUUCAAAACUGGAAAUGAAAUACUUUUCCUUCUAAUGACGCGAUUAAAAUCUUGGCUAGGAGGAGCAACAGUUCAGUGCAAGACUUCCUACUGGUUUUUAAACUUCCCUUCUGAAUUAGGAUUCUAGGUUUUCAGUCAAAAACUUGACCGAAAACAAAUGGGACUUCUAAGAGCUCCUUGCAUGGUGGCUGUUCCUUUCAAGUUCGUGAGUAACAUAGCCUGAGUUUGUGAAAUAUUGCUGGCAAAUGCUACUGUUUUGAAUUUAUAUAAUUCAUUGUGUUUAAAAUGCUGUGGCCUACAUUUAGUAAUAAAAUUUUAUAGCCUGUGUUUAGUCAUACAAACUUGUGAAUGGGAUAAGUAACACUGGUGUCGUGUAAAAUAAUUUUCUGGUUAACAAGAGGAAUAUGAGAGUCUUUGCUUAAGUUGCAGGUUGCUUUAUCCGCAGUUCUUGAAGACUGUAGACUUAUUUGUUGAUUAUUAGUUCCUUUUAUAUCCUCUUUCAACCCUUUAUCCGAAAUUUUGAAAACAGAAAAGCUUUUAACGUCUUGGCUGCUACUCGCCUCAUUUUUCUUAUUAAAUCCCAAGAACUGGCUCUAGAAAACCUCAAGACUAACAAAAAAUCCCAAGAUAUCAUGAAAAUAAUUGUACAUCUCCGAAGCCUUAGUCCGAAAAAACUCUCUCUCUCUCUCUCUCUCUCUCUCUCUCUC